AUGACUACGAACGAUGGUCCCAUCGCCAAGGAAAAACCUAGUGUAUCGAAGGAGGAGAUGGAGAGUUUAAAGCAAUAUCUCAUUGGUAUUGGUGCACGUAUUUAUAACGAAUAUGAUUCAGUCAUAAUGAAGGGUUUUGCUGUUGAAAUGCCUGAAGAAAUUGCAACAGCUUUGUCAGAAGAUAAAAAUGUAGAAUUAGUAGAACCGGAUCAAACUG
Messenger RNA from Racocetra fulgida, 217 nucleotides. The record is from the annotation of a GenBank genome assembly. Lineage: Eukaryota; Fungi; Glomeromycota; Glomeromycetes; Diversisporales; Gigasporaceae.